ACUAAAAUUUGAUUGGUUUACAAUAAAAUUACUAUUCGUUUUUGUGUGCGAUUCCAAAUCACAUAGAAAGUCAAAAAUAUUCUUGACAAAACAAAACUUGAACAGAACAAAACAGUAAACAAUAAAUUAUUUUGUCAGUGUCAGAGUGUCAGUGGUGUCAGUGCCGUUGUUGUCAGUAUAUUUUUCCGAUUUGUGUUGUUUUUGUGUCAAAAUUGAAUAUUUUCGCGAUUCGUAAAUAUCGGUCGUCAUCACGCGCGUAAAAAUAAAUAAUCGUGUAAAAGGUGUAUGUGAACUUUUUUCUUGACAUGGCUUCACUUUCUUUACCUAGAGUACUUCAUCCAAGGAAAACCAGCUUAGAGAUUGAAAGAGAAGUCUUUGAAAAAUCUCAGAUCUUGCAUGCAUAUUGAUAGACUUAACAACAAAUUUUUUUAAAAGCUAUUAGCAGAGUUGCAUGACCUUUAGGAGAGACAGCAUAACCCAAAAAUGGCGAAGGAGUAUACCUAUCGGGAUUUAGAGAAAUACGCUCAAGCGCUUCAGAAAGCUAUCAACAGUAACGAAACGCCAGUAAAACAGAAGCAUGUUCGCUCAGCAAUCAUCGGUACUUUCCACACACAAAGUGCCAAAAUAUUUUGGUCCUAUGCUCUUCGUCUUCCUGCCAUGGAUGACAGGAUCGUAGCUUGGAAGCUCUGUCACGUGGUUCACAAAGUGUUAAGAGAAGGACAUCCACUUUGCUUGGUGGAUAGUCAAAGGCAUAGAAAUGAUCUGGAUGAGAUUGGAAAGUUGUGGGGUCAUUUAAAAGAGGGAUACGGAAAGAUGAUCCGAUUGUAUACGUCUUUGUUAAUAUACAAGUUGGAAUUUCACAUGAGAAAUCCCAGGUUUCCUGGAAAUUUAGGAGUUACUGCUGAAGAGCUGGAGUCCAUCGCUGGAAAUGAUAUUAAUAAUUAUUUCGAGAUGACUGUUGAAAUGUUUGAUUAUUUGGAUCAUAUACUCGAACUUCAGGAAGCAGUUUUUGGUUCGCUGAAUAUGGCUAGAUCGAAUUCUAUGACCAGCGCCGGGCAGUGUCGUCUUGCUCCGUUGAUACCUUGUAUACUCGAUGCUUCGAAACUAUACGAUUAUUGUGUGAAGAUUAUGUUCAAAUUACAUAUGACUCUACCGCCCGAUACGCUCUCGGGGCAUAGAGAGAGAUUCCUCAAGCAGUUUAGAUUAUUGAAAAAGUUUUAUGAGAGCACCAGCAAUUUGCAGUAUUUUAAGGAGCUGAUUGCAAUACCGCCGUUACCUGAGGUAAUGGAUUUAGAAGAAGAUUUAAUUAAAUGUAUAUCUAUGAAAGAGUACGAAAAUAGCCAUGUUGUAGAACUAAAUAAUGGUAGCGCUAGUAAUUUUAACGAUGAUAGUAUUAGUGGUUCUGCUAGUAGUACUAACAAUACUAACACUAACAAUACUAAACAAUCUGAAGAUGAAAAUAAUCCCCCGAAUUUUCUAAUAAUGGGCGAUUUUAGAACCUAUGUUACCCAAGAAGUGAUAGUUCCCCAGGAACCAGAGCACGAAGAAGAGCCUCUAGUGGAAGGAAAUUUAAUUGAUACAACAGAAGAUACGACCGAGAUAGAUAAUGCACAAGCAAGAAAUGAAGCCAUGAUAUUGGCUGCUCAGGAAGAAUUGAUCAAGGAAAGAGAAUUUCUUCGUGGGCAAUGUGAAAAGAUGAGGCACGAGUUAAACGCCAUAAUGGCAAAAAAUGGAAGAGAUAUAUCAAAACUACAAGAUAAAAUAGUACAUUUGGAGACUGAACUUGCAACCAAAGAUAGUGAAUUAGUACAAGAACGUCAAGUGAAAGAAGAUCUCUUAAAUCAUUCGUUUGCUGUAGCACAAUCACAAGAUUCUGAACAAAAAGUAAAAAAUGAAAAAUUCGACAAACUUAAAGAGCUGUAUGUUAAGCUAAGAGAUGAACAUAUUCAAAAAAUUAGAGAGAAAGCCGAAGUAGAAAAGAAGUUGAUCGGUGCCUUGAAAAAUUUGGAACUACUAACUGAGCUAGAAUCGACAAAUGAAAAAUUACAGGAAGAUCAAAAACAAAAGUCGUCAGAACUCUCUGCUCUACAGAAAGAUAAGGAAUUGUUUAAUAUGGAAACCGAAAUACUCAAAAAAAGUGUGAUGGAUGCAUGCCGGGAAAAAGAUGGUAUAAAGAAUGAACUAGCAUUAGUAAUUCAGGAGAAGGAAGAAUUAAAGAAGAACUCUGAAGAGUUAUCAUACAAACUUCUGGACCUGGAAAGGCAACUAUCCAAAGAGCAAUCGGAUCUACAGAGAAAGAUUAAAGAAAUUGUUACUAAAUCGUUAGAAAGUAGCGAAGAUAUUCUCAGGCACGCAAUCGACGAGAUUGACAAUCCUGCAUUGACUGCACUUACCUGUUCUUCCGAUUACUUAAGAAGUUUAACGGAUGGAUGCAAGAGCUCAUUAGAAGAAAGUACGAAGAUUACGAGUAAUGAUUAUGUCAGCAUUGUAACUGUGGCGAACAGAAUUGCACAUAGACAUGCAACAUAUAUUUUACAAGGAAGGGCUACUUGCAACACGAGUCCCGAUAUAUCUUUUGGAGAAAAAGUGACUCAGGCAUGUAAAGAUUUAGGAAAAAUAGUGUUAAAACUUCUUACUUCCUUAAAACAAAAUGAAGACUCCGAACCUACAGCUAAUGAAGCCAAACAAAAAUUAGAGGAAUUAGCAGCUCUAGCAGACAGUAUAGGUGCUUCCCUGUUAGGCGAAAAGGCUGAGACUUUAGUAGAUAUGCUUGAAGAUGAGAUGAGUGCUAUGGACAAAGCAAUCGAAGAAGCAGCAAAUAGAAUACAGGAUAUGCUUACCACAUCUAGAGCUGCUGAUUCUGGUAUUAAAUUGGAAGUUAAUGAAAAAAUUCUGGACUCGUGUACAAAAUUGAUGCAAGCUAUUAGGAUAUUAGUUCAAAAAUCAAAACUUUUACAAGGAGAAAUUGUUGCUCAAGGGAGGGGUACAGCUAGUGCAAAAGAAUUUUACAAAAGAAAUCAUCAAUGGACCGAUGGAUUUAUUUCUGCUGCUAAGGCUGUGGCUGUAGCAGCAAAACUUUUAUUGACAGCAGCUGAUAAAGUAGUUCAAUCUAACGGCAAAUUGGAACAAUUGGUGGUAGCGGCUCAAGAAAUAGCUGCCUCCACAGCUCAGUUAGUAGUAGCCAGUCGAGUAAAAGCAGAUAGAAAUAGUAAUAACUUGCAACAGUUGACGCAGGCGUCUAAAGGAGUUACCACAGCAACAGGAACUGUUGUUGCUACUGUUAAAGAUUGCAGCGAACUUAUUGAUGAGUCAGAGGAAUACGACUUUUCCAAUCUAACUCUCCAUCAAGCAAAACGACUGGAAAUGGACUCACAAGUGAGAGUUCUCGAGUUAGAAAAAGAAUUGGAACAAGAACGUUACAGACUCUCUAGACUCAGGAAACACCAUUACCAAUUAGCAGGAGAAAACGAGACUUAAAUUAGCUUAAGUAUUGACAAUUUAAACUAAUAAUCGUUAUAUAACUAUUUAUUAAUGUAGAUAGUAAGGAUAUAAUCGUUGAAUGGAGAAAGUUCUUAAUAUUGAGGGGUUGAUAUAAUCACAUCAUUAAAUAAGGGAUUAAAAUUAAAUAGAAAAUAAUCCGUUACGAAGUUUAAUAAUCACAAAUUCCAUUUUGAUAUAACAAAUGAUUUCAUUAUUAUAAAUGAUUACUGUAUUUACUCAAACUGUUUUUUUUAAUAAGGAUUAAGAUUUUUUAAUACGGCUUGAUUCGAUGUUUUAUAUUUCUGCCUAGAUCUCAAUGCGAGGUUGAAUUCCUUUUUUUUUCUGUUUACAACUUAGAUUAUACCAAUAUUUAAACCUUUCCACAGAUUUUGACUCUCCCGCAACGUUUUCUUUGCCCUUUCUUUCCUAGUAUUUUCAGAAAUUUUAUAUUUAUUGAUUAUUCAUAUAUUCUCGCAAUCCUCGUUUCGACAUUGAAAUCAUCUGAUCUUAUGUCCUAUGCUCUCUUAUUAUUGCGUCGAUCGGUGUCAAAUUAAUUUUUUUAUUCACUUUCUUUAACUCCUCCAUUUUAACUAUCAAACAUUCAUCUCCAUAUAUUUCCUCAUUACUCUUACUUACUUUCUCCGUGGCGUUACAACCCUUCCUGGGUUUUAGUCGACUCAACAACAUGCCUCCACUCUUCUCUGUCUUGAGCAAUCUCCAUCCAGUUCUCCACGCCCAUAGCUUUCAGGUCUGCUGCUAUAUUAUCUCGGAUAAUAUAGAAGUUUUCAAAUAUACAAAUAAUGUAUAUUGUGUGUACAAAAUUAAUUCUGCGUGGGUCUUCUUCUCGAUGUGCCUAUCCAUGACGAAUGGUGGUGAUCAUCAUGGCAAACUUUAACUUCUCAGAAGUUGUGUUGAACCAGGUUCUGAGGUUCUUUAACCAGGAUGUUCUUCUUCCUGGAUCUCGCUUUAAAAAUAUUUUUACAUAACGUACCCGAAGUACGAGGUAUGACAAUUAAGUAAUGAGACUGAUUUUAUUGCCGUGCUCGUGGCAAACCUGCGACCUUCAAAUUCCUAUCCCCUUCCCCGGCAUCCUUUCCUCUUUCGAUUGAUAUAUUGACCAUCGCUCGAGCUUGUUUAGUUCGCCUGCGGUGUCGUGUUAGUAGACAAGUGUUAGUGGUGCUCGUCACGAAAAUGGAGAAACGAAAUCUAGAGCAACGCGUCGCGAUAAAAUUUUGCGCCAAAUUGGGCGAAACAGCUUCGGAAACGUACGCUAAAAUUGUAAAAGUGCAUGGUGAUAGUGCUCUUAGUCGUGCCCAGGUAUUUCGAUGGCAUAAAGAGUUUCAGGAGGGGCGUGAAAGUGUGGAAGACGAGGGGCGGAGCGGGAGACCAAUCGAGGUGCGGACUGAUGCAAAUGCGCAACGUGUGCGGGCCCUAAACCAUAAAGAUCGGCGUUUAACAGCCGUUAAUCAAGUUUACUAUCGCCAAGUACUCGAAAGAUUGUGAAAACGAGUCAACAGGGUGCGCCCAGACAUUGCUCACAACUGGAUCCUCCAUCACGACAACGCGCCGUGCCACACCGCUCUCAGCGUGUCCCAGUAUUUGGCCUCUAAAGGAUCGCCGUGUUGCAACAGCCGCCUUAUUCGCCCGAUAUGUCACCUUGUGACUUUUUUCUGUUCCCUAGAACAAAAUCGAUGGUCAAAGGAACCCAUUUUGAGUCGAUUACGGACAUCCAAGCGGCCGUGACGAGGGUACUCGCGGACAUCCCAGUCUAAGCGUUCCAGAAAUGUUACGAAGCGUGGAAAACGCGCUGGAAUCGUUGUAUAGCUGCCCAAGGGGACUACUUUGAAGGGGAUGGCAGAGUUGUAGAAUAAUUUAGAAAUAUACGAUUUUCAUGGAAUCAGUCUCAGUACUUAAUUGUCACACCUCGUAUGGUAACUUUCGAGAUUUGAUGGUGGUGAGUACCUCUCGGCUCCUCUUCAUUUUUUUGAGUACCUCGUAAUUUGUGAUUCGGUGAAUCAACGGGAUCUUAAGUAUUCUCCGAUAUAGUCACAUUUCAAAUGCUUCUAAUCUUCUGUACAUAAAUAUCUUCUUUUAAGGUCUACUAAUUACCACCAUAAAAAAUCGCAGCAUUCUUACUUUUAUACCAAAAGAGAGGUUGUGGCUCUUGAUACGCCUCCAUCCGGUUGAAGGUGGAUCUAGCUUUUCCGAUGCGCGCUCUUAUUUCCUGGUUUUUGGUUCAUUCUUCAUUUAUUAUGGUGCCGAAUCUUGCUAAUUACCAUGAGCUUUGUCUUCUUUACGUUUAUAUUGAGUCCAUAUUGUUGACUAUAAUAUGUGAUUUUGUUCAUACGGACUUGUAGGUAUUCAAGGUUGUCCGAUGGUGGUACAUGAUAUAAAUUUAAAACCAAAAAAACUACACAAAGUAUUCCAAUUUGUAUUUUAUUGAUAUAUAGAGAAUUUUAAUUGGAAAAAGUCCAAUUUUUUCAACAAGUAAUAUAGCCCUAAGAGUUUCUACGCGGAUUUUCUAAGCGAAGCCAAAUUCCAAAAUAUAUUAAAAAUUUUAGCUACUUUUUUCUUACCCAUCUUAUCUCAAAUCUUACCUCUUUUUGAUUAAAAAAAGUACUUUUUGCACUGUGCUAAAAAUAAAAAGUUUUUAUGUUCAAAAAAUUAAUCCCCGUAAAAUGCUGGUGUGAUUUAUAAAGAAAUAAUUAAGCAUAUAAUUCAUAUCUUGUUCAUUGCCCUCGACAGUCAGGUGUAAUAGAUGUUCGCUUAGAAAAAGCAUUAUAACAGAGCAUUUUGAAUCUUUUGGAGGUUGGUUAAGUAUAGUGUAAUAUAAUGGCUAAAAACAGUUUAAAAUUAGAUUGUACUUAGGAUGGAUCAAUUCAAGGAUAAUUUUUUCAAAAAUCGAUGUCGCUAGUCAUCUGCUGAUGAUUGAAUACACCAAUUGUUGUGAAGUUUCGUAGCGCAAAUUUUAAAAGGACCCGUUUUAGCGUCAAUAAAACACGGCAUUAAUCCGUUUGGAUAGUACGUAAUACAAUACUAACUAAUCCUUGGCAGUAUUCAGAUACGUCAUAAAAUGAAUGUCGAAAUUCUUCUUGGUUUGCCGGUUGAAGGAUUUCGGAACCUUUAGGAAUCAUUGGGCUGGCAAGUCUUCUUCUUGGACGCAUAAUUGCUGCGAUCAGAUGAUGUUCGAAACAGAAUGGACACUUUUCCUAUAUUCUUGAGCUACCUACUAUGCUACUUCUAAAACCGAAUAUGUAAUUCAGACAUCUGCAAUUAUGUGCUCCUCUGGAUUUAAAUGAUUAUAAUAACAAUCAAAAAUCGACUUGUUUACAACUUUUUGAUACAUAUCCUGUUACAUAUUUUUGGUUAUUUAGAUAUUUAUUCGUGAUAUCAAAUUAUAUUUUUCGCCAGUAAUAAUGUGAAUGCAUUGAAUAUCUCUUCCGUAGUAGAAUGAGACGUUAUUGUUUUUAUUAAGGAGCGAAAUCGACCCCAUGAUAUUAAGAAUAUGGCUAAACUGUUGUUUAAUAAUACAUUGGUACACAAACAUAAUAUAAAUGUAUUUAUAUUUAUCCAUUUUCACAGUACAUUACAAAUUAUAGUAUUUGAUCAAUACCAUAAUAUAUACAAUAUACAAUAAGAAGAGAACUGAUUGACAAGCUAUUCAUCAAAUAAUAAUAAUAUUGAUCUUUAUUAUUUUGAUCUUUAUUAACCCGCAGAUUAUAGUUGGUGUUUGUACACUACAUAGGGUGUUUCAUUAAGAAUUGUCUAUUAAGUAACUGUAGAAAACUUUGCACAAAAUAAGAAGAUUUUACCUAAAACACUUAUAUAUAAAAUGUGUCUCUUUACUGAGUUACAGGGUGUUUUAUUUAAAAAUUUAAAAACUAUUUGUACCCAUUUGUACCCAACUAUUAAAACCAUUUGACAUAUCCUUAUCAUACUUGGCAGGAAGUGUAGGUACUGUACACCCUACUAAGUUAUGUUAAACAAACGUUUAACAUAUAUUAAAAUUGUUCUUUUAUUUAGAUUAUGACCAAAUAGUUGUUUUUAGAGCCACCAUUUGUUUUUAAAUAUUGAAUGCAUCUAUUCGUUUUAAGAAAUUUUAAUAAAUAACAUUAUAUUUUUUGUUAGUAGCGAUUAAAAAUUCAUUUGCGUACUAAAAUGCAAUCUUCUGAUCCAAAAACACCGACAUUAUUAUUACCUACACUCUACACUGAUCAAAAUAACUGUGUCGCUUCAUUUUUAACUUAAAAUAUCUCGAAAAAUGAUGACUUUAUCGUUACGAAUGGAGAGUAUAUUAUUUACAUAGAAAGUAUUGGAAAAUCGACAAAUUGCACUAAAAUAGAAAUUCUAUCAGUGGCAUAGAAUUUGGGAAGAGUCAACCAUUCACUUUCCCCCUUCGUAUGCAUCUGGUAGUAGCCAGAAACGUGAAUUUAAAAUAAUUUAGGAUGUACAGUUCCUUCACUUCUUGCCAAGUAUGACAAGGAUAUGUUACAUGGUUUUAGAGUUUUAAAGUACUGGAUACAAAUAGUUUUUAAAUUUUUAAAUAAAACGCCCUGUAUUCAGUAGAGCCACAUUAUAUACAUUUAAGUGUUUUAGGUUAAAGCCUCGUAUUUUGUGCUAAGGUCACUUAAUGAAACACUCUGUAUAGGUAAAUAAAAACAAAAACGUACUUCCAUUCGAGUAUGAAUGUUAAUUGAAAUGUAAACAGGUAAGCACUCAAGUCAGUCACAAUUAUUUCUAAUGAAUUAAACAUUUGUCCUGAAAUGGUUGUACAAAAUUCGAUUUACAAACAGUCUACUUGAUAUUUUCUCUAAUAGCAAUUCGAAAACUCUCCAAAGAUUUAAUGAUUACGGACAAAGCAGUUAGACCAAAAUCAAAACUUAUAAUAAAGCUUAAUACAGGGUGUUUCUAAAUAAAUAUGACAAACUUUAAUAGAUAAUUCUAUAUGAAAAAAUAAUGACAGUUUGCUCUAUAAACGUAUGUCCACAAAUGCUUCCUUUCCAAUAUACAGGGUGUUGAAAUUUUUCUUACAAACUGAUAAUUUACUUAUUGAUCUAAAACCGGUUGAGAUAUGCAAAUGAAAUUUGGCAGUUAGAUAGAGGUAGAGGUAGUAGGUACAUACAUUUUACUUGAGACCGUUCACAUACUAACGCGCGUUUUAAUGACCUAAAACGGGCGUUAGCAUGCGAACGGUCUCGAGUAAAAUGUAUGCAGUUGUAAUAGCGCGUUAUCAAAACGCGCGUUAAGCGCCUGUCAUGUGAACGGGCUCUAUGUCUCUGUAGAUUCAUACAACCUAUGUCGAAUACUUUGUAAGCGUUAAGAUAUUUUAUUUUUUGCAUGAAAACGGUGAAUUGUAUGAAAAAAAGGGAAGAUACAUUUUUUGGUCACAAAUUGAACGAGGAAUUCAAAAAUGAUUUCUAAUUUAAAAUAUAUGUUGCCGUACUAUUUUUUUUUUCUUUAAAAAAUUUCAGCCCAUUACCCAUAUGCGCGCCAAUGGUGAAUACAAAAUUCUUAAUUAUAUGUCAAAAAAUGCACAAUAACUACCUCUUUCUAACUGCCAAAUUUCAUUUGCAUGUCUCCAUCGGUUUUAGAACAAUAAAUAAAUCAUCAGUUUUUAAGAAAAAUUUCAACACCCCGUAUCUCAGAAACGAAGCAUUUGCGGACAUAUGUCUAUAGAGUAAACUAUCAUUAUUUUUUCAUGUAGAACUACCCCUUAAAGUUUGUCAUACUUAUUUAGAAACACCCUGUAUUAUGUAUAUAUUUUUUGUAAUAGAUUCAGAUAUCUCAUACAUCAUUUUGUAACAAUUACAUCACAUCGUAGUUGAAAUUGAGUUCAAGUGUAUCACAUAACUUAUAAUAAGUAGUGUAUUCGUACUUUAAACUAAUAUAGAUACUUAUAAAAAUAAACCAAAAAUAUUAAAAUUUAGUUUUUAAUAAUAUAAACCUCCAACUAAUACUUAAUCGUUCCUUAUUGCUUAGGUUUAAAGCUCUCUUUAAUAAUAAUGCAUUAAAGGUUACUUUUGCUAAAUAUAUUAUUAAACAAUAGCGUUUCUCCAAUGGGCAAUUUUUUGUCUAAAUAACAAGUUUUUCAACUGUUGUUGGUGUUUAUAUUAUAUACCGUUGUAGUUUAUACACAUUCAUUUUACCAUUAUAUAUUUUAUAUGUUUGUAUUACCUGAAUUUGUAUUGUACUAUUUACAAUUAUUAAAUUAUUGUAUUAAAUUCA
This is a messenger RNA of Diabrotica virgifera virgifera (western corn rootworm), 9705 nucleotides long. It is a transcript of the gene Hip1, whose product is annotated as huntingtin-interacting protein 1. Gene Ontology annotation, molecular function: actin filament binding; phosphatidylinositol-3,4-bisphosphate binding; clathrin-cargo adaptor activity. The transcript is spliced from 16 exons. Gene Ontology annotation, biological process: endocytosis; actin filament organization; clathrin coat assembly. NCBI's taxonomy places the organism in Eukaryota, Metazoa, Arthropoda, Insecta, Coleoptera, Chrysomelidae. Gene Ontology annotation, cellular component: clathrin-coated vesicle; actin cortical patch. The record is from RefSeq and is a predicted model, not a curated record. Bases 484 to 3477 code for a protein of 997 amino acids.